Molecule: messenger RNA, 2653 nt
Organism: Arabidopsis lyrata subsp. lyrata
Lineage: Eukaryota; Viridiplantae; Streptophyta; Magnoliopsida; Brassicales; Brassicaceae
Product: urea-proton symporter DUR3
Biological process (GO): urea transmembrane transport
Cellular component (GO): plasma membrane
Molecular function (GO): urea transmembrane transporter activity
Source: RefSeq, a predicted model, not a curated record
AUUUCUGAUCAUUUGUGUGGGUAGCAUCUCUUAUACAUCUCUUAGGAAUUGGUUACUCAACAAUAAAAAAAGAUUCAAUUUCUUUUUUAUAAGUUUAUAAGAUUCCUGUUUUGCUAAAUCAAGAUUCUUUCUAACUGAAGAUUCUUUCUAUUAGCUAUUAGUUUUAUACAAGAGGGAAGAAUCUUUCAACUAUCACUCCCUACAAAUUCCAUAAGAAAAUUCACUUAUCCGAUAAAAACUUAAAGAAGAAGAAGAAGAAGAAGAAGAAUGGCCACAUGUCCUCCUUUCGAUUUCUCUGCCAAAUAUUACGAUGGUGACGGCGGCGGAUGCCAGAGGCAGAGCAGCUUCUUCGGAGGCACGACGGUGCUCGAUCAAGGCGUUGGCUACGCCGUGAUUCUUGGUUUUGGUGCUUUCUUUGCCAUCUUCACAUCUUUUUUGGUAUGGCUAGAAAAACGAUAUGUGGGAGCUCGUCAUACCUCGGAAUGGUUCAAUACAGCCGGAAGAAACGUUAAGACAGGACUCAUUGCAAGUGUCAUUGUGUCACAGUGGACAUGGGCUGCGACCAUACUGCAAAGUUCAAACGUAGCAUGGCAGUAUGGGGUUAGUGGACCGUUUUGGUACGCUAGUGGAGCCACCAUACAGGUGCUGUUGUUUGGUGUGAUGGCGAUUGAGAUUAAAAGAAAGGCUCCCAAUGCUCACACGGUCUGCGAAAUCGUGAAGGCUCGUUGGGGAACCGCAACACAUAUAGUGUUUUUGGUGUUUUGUUUGGCGACAAACGUCAUUGUGACGGCGAUGCUCUUGCUCGGUGGCUCGGCUGUGGUGAAUGCUCUUACCGGAGUGAAUCUAUACGCUGCAAGCUUUCUUAUUCCUCUCGGCGUCGUUGUCUAUACUUUGGCCGGAGGACUUAAAGCUACUUUCCUCGCAAGCUACGUUCACUCCGUUAUAGUUCACGUGGCUCUAGUCGUUUUUGUGUUUCUGGUCUACACAUCGAGUAGUGAGCUUGGGAGUCCGUCCGUGGUCUAUGACCGACUAAGAGAUAUGGUCGCUAAGUCAAGGUCAUGCACCGAGCCGCUCUCGCACCACGAUCAAGCUUGCGGUCCGGUGGAUGGCAACUACAGAGGCUCCUAUCUCACCAUGUUGAGCUCUGGCGGCGCUGUCUUUGGUCUCAUCAACAUUGUCGGAAACUUCGGCACUGUCUUCGUAGACAAUGGUUAUUGGGUGAGUGCAAUAGCUGCUCGACCUUCAUCAACCCACAAAGGGUAUUUGCUUGGUGGACUCGUGUGGUUUGCUGUACCUUUCUCUCUAGCUACCUCGUUAGGUCUCGGCGCACUAGCCCUUGACUUGCCUAUAUCUAAGGAUGAGGCUGACAGAGGUUUGGUUCCGCCUGCCACAGCCAUUGCUCUCAUGGGUAAAUCAGGAUCCUUGCUUCUUCUCACUAUGCUGUUCAUGGCUGUAACAUCGGCUGGUUCUUCCGAGCUAAUUGCAGUCUCAUCGCUGUUCACAUACGACAUCUACCGAACAUACAUAAACCCUAGAGCAACCGGUAAACAAAUCUUGAGAAUCUCAAGAUCCGCGGUUCUAGGAUUUGGUUGUUUCAUGGGGAUUCUUGCAGUGGUCUAGAACAAGUCUGGUGUUUCACUUGGAUGGAUGUAUCGCAUGGGAGUGCUCAUUGGUUCUGCGGUCAUUCCUAUAGCUUUCAUGCUCUUGUGGAGUAAAGCCAAUGCCUUUGGUGCAAUUCUUGGAUCCACCUCGGGUUGUGUUCUUGGGAUCAUUACUUGGCUUUCUACCGCAAAGAUACAGUACGGACGCGUUGAUCUUGACAGCACUGGGAAAAAUGGCCCCAUGUUAGCUGGUAACCUCGUCGCAAUUCUAGCAGGAGGGUUGAUCCAUGCGGUGUGUAGUCUACUCCGGCCACAAAAUUACGAUUGGUCGACGACGAGGGAGAUCAAAGUAGUGGAAGCUGAUGCUUCAGGGGACGAAGAAGUUGAUGUUCCGGCCGAAGAACUAAGAGAAGAGAAGCUUAGAAGAGCCAAAGCUUGGAUUGUGAAAUGGGGUCUUGUCUUCACUGUCCUCAUUGUUAUCAUUUGGCCAGUUCUCUCUCUCCCAGCACGUGUGUUUAGUAGAGGAUAUUUCUGGUUUUGGGCAAUUGUGGCGGUAGCUUGGGGAACUAUAGGAUCCAUUGUGAUCAUUGGUUUGCCAUUGGUCGAAAGUUGGGACACGAUCAAGAGUGUUUGUAUGGGAAUGUUCACAAACGAUAGGGUAAUGAACAAGCUUGAUGACUUGAACCAUAGGCUUCGAGCUUUAACCAUGGCUGUACCAGAAGCUGAGAAGAUUUAUUUGCUUGAACUUGAGAAGACCAAGAAAACCGAUGAAGAACGUUGAAGAAAUAUCAUAUUGGGUACACAAAAGGUUAAUGAUACUUUCUUUUUGUUUAUAUGCUUUGUUUGGUUGUCUUUUCUUGUUUGUGUGAAUCAUAUCAAAGCUAUCUCCGUUUGUAUAAUGUGUUCAACAUCUUUGAAAAGUGUAUGUAUUAUACAAACAACAGACUGUGAAACAAUGGGGUUAGUUGGAUAAGGAUUUUGGUUCAUUUGGUUUGGCUUUGUCAUUUGUGUGAUUAGUUGAAGCUAUUGUUAUAAAAUCAAAUUGUUUUUUU